Messenger RNA from Octodon degus (degu), 2045 nucleotides. Its product is annotated as death-inducer obliterator 1-like. The record is from RefSeq and is a predicted model, not a curated record. NCBI's taxonomy places the organism in Eukaryota, Metazoa, Chordata, Mammalia, Rodentia, Octodontidae. The coding region runs from base 12 to 2045 and encodes 677 amino acids. The transcript has 6 exons.
AUUGCCCAGGCAUGGACAAUGCCCGGGACCAGAGCGACAAGGAUGCCCCCAAGGCCAUCAGCCCCAUGAGCAGAGAGCUCAGGGAGACCUGGGGGAUCCAGAGGAGCAUGAUCACACAGCGGGAGGGUGCUGGGGACACUGUGGCGGACCCUGCUGGGCAGUGGCCACACAGCCUCUCCCUGCAGCCCAGCAGGAGGUGGCUGACGUGUGCGGAGCAGGUCGGGGAGCUGAGCACAGCCUGGCGGCGAGGAAGACAGGAUGCGGCCGCGUCCCUUGAGGUCUGCAGAGAGCCAGCGUCCUGCCCAGUGACGCCUGUGCUGUGCACCUCAGAAAGGCACAGCGUCAGGGGCCCGGAGGCAAAGAGCGGGCCAGCUCCUGAGUCCCAGUGUGAGAAGGGAUGGCCUUCCUCUUCUAAGAGGGCCAGAGCCUGGGAUGAGCAGGGUCACGUCCCCAACAGCAACAGCUGCGUUUUGGAGGGGCUUCAGAAUCGCCUUCCAAGAAAGCCAGAGCGAGAACCCACAGAAGCGGGGCUGAGGGGCUUCCGUGGUCACCUGAGGAAGCAGCGUUGCUGGGAGGAGGACCCCAGCGGCACUGCGGAGGUCAAGGCUCACAGUGCCAGCCACAGCGUGCCACCUUGCGAGCAGGACACCAACACCAGGGCUGCCUGGAAGGCUGCGGCCCAGGCAGCCAAAGAGGGCAGAGAGUGUGAGUCGGAAGCAGCCACAGUUCAGGGACCUAAAGACAAGGCGCCCGGGGACCGGGGCAGACCUCCGCCUGAGCGCCUGGGCUAUGCCCCUAGCACCCUACACUGCGUCUGCUGCCAGCCUCCCAGCAACAGGAUGAUGAUGCAUUGUGACGGUGACUACGUGGGCACUGCCGAGACCCAAGGGCGGCUCUGGCAGAGGAGUGGGGACAGUCACCUCUGCCUGGACUGCACUGCCCCGCAAGUGCAGGGUAAGAGGACUUCAGGCCCCACCGGGGAGCAGGCGCCUGGAUGCAGACCUGGAGGUGCCCACGACACGGAGUUCGAGAGCAGAGCAAUGGACGAGCAGACGUCUGGUGCUGCCCAGGGCAGUGAGGGUGGACCUGAGGGGUCCUCAAGCCACAGCGCCGAGAAGGCCACAGGGAUGUCCUUGCCUGUGACAGUGUCUCCUGACACCGUGCCCUGUGCAGGCCCUGGGUGCCGCAGUAUGGCACAGCCUGGCAAGGUGUACUGUGGCAAUGAAUGCAUUCUCAAGCAUGCGGCAGCUGCUGUGAGAUUUCUAAGUGCACAGAAAGGACACAAACCAAAGCCUAAGAAGGUCAAGAUGAAGCCAGAAGAGCUCCAUCUCCCCAAACCUAGUGUGCAGGGAGGGAUUACGAUGGCCUCUGUGCACAAGAGGCCAGCUCCAGAGGAAACUGGAAGCCCAGUGAAGAAGGUGGUGGUGAUUCCGAGGGGCGACACCUUGGGGAAGGAAGCUGCCAGCAAGAGCAGCAUACCCUCCUGGGCCCACGACCACAAGGCCAGCGCAGGGGUGCCAGAGAAGACUGCUGCUCCCUCCCCACUACACUGGGGUAAAUCCCCAGAGGACCCCAGGAGAGCGGACCGAGCAGUGGGUGCUGGCCCGGGCUCUGAGAACACAGCCCUUUCUGGCUCCUUGGUGGGCGAGCCGCCUUUGUCCAGAAGUCUCCUUCUGAAGAAGCAGCAUCCUUUUGCCAACCUGGGAGGAGCCAAAUUGGACAUGAAUAAGUCAGCGUUGGGCUUCAGGGGCCACAUCCCCAAGAGGCCCUGCCUCUGGGAGGCCCCAGCAGGCACCUCGGUGGCCACGCAGGAGGGACCAAUGCCGGUUCCUCUGGCCAUGGAGUCCAAACAGCCGCUGUGCUCUGUGGCUCUGAUGGGAGCCGGGAGGAGACCUGGGGUGACUUUGGUCCCCACAGCUGCUGCAGCCCCAGGAUGCCUCAGGGCUGCAGGUCCUGCCCUGUCACAGCCAGAGUCCCCAAUUCAUCACAAUCCCAGAUGCUCCUUGAAGGAGAUUCUAUGGAAAAGGUGGGCUGUUCUCCUGUAA